CACGAUACUGCAUCUCCACACUAACAAGCUCUGUGUCCCAUGGUAAACCAUUGUCUGAUGAAACAGAUAGCACUGGUGUACUGAGGCCUCAGUGGUUCUUAGAGGAAAGAGAAAGGAAUGAAACCCUCUUGAGAAAUCAGGACAGUGAAAAGUUCAACCAACCCAAAGUAGAACACUUGAAAGAGAAGUUGGAGGAAUACAUGGCUCGUUUUGCCAAAGUGAGGAUUGUGCGCACCAAGAAACGAGAAGGGCUCAUUCGUACCAGGCUGCUAGGAGCCUCAAUGGCUAAAGGAGAAGUCUUGACAUUCCUGGAUUCCCAUUGUGAAGUCAACGUGAAUUGGCUGCCUCCCUUGCUUAACCAGAUUGCACUAAACCAGAAAACUAUUGUGUGUCCCAUGAUCGAUGUCAUUGACCACAAUCACUUUGGCUACGAGGCGCAGGCGGGGGAUGCCAUGCGAGGAGCCUUCGACUGGGAAAUGUACUACAAAAGAAUACCGAUUCCUCCAGAGCUCCAGAGAGCUGAUCCUAGUGACCCUUUUGAGUCUCCUGUUAUGGCUGGAGGUCUGUUUGCUGUUGACCGAAAGUGGUUUUGGGAGCUGGGCGGCUAUGAUCCAGGUUUAGAAAUAUGGGGAGGAGAGCAGUAUGAAAUCUCUUUUAAGGUUUGGAUGUGUGGAGGUGGCAUGUUUGACGUUCCAUGUUCUAGAGUUGGGCACAUCUACAGGAAAUACGUCCCUUAUAAAGUUCCAUCUGGAACCAGUCUGGCACGAAACCUGAAGCGUGUGGCAGAGACAUGGAUGGAUGAGUUUGCAGAAUACAUUUACCAGCGGCGGCCCGAGUACAGACACCUCUCCACUGGUGAUAUCUCUGCCCAGAAGGAGCUUCGCAAGCACCUCAAGUGCAAGGAUUUCAAGUGGUUCAUGACUGCUGUGGCUUGGGAUGUCCCCAAGUAUUAUCCACCUGUGGAGCCUCCACCUGCUGCCUGGGGGGAGAUUCGAAAUGUGGCAGCCAAUCUCUGUGUUGACAGUAAACAUGGGGCCACAGGGACUGAACUAAGAUUAGAUGUCUGUGUGAAGGAUGGCUCAGAACGGACGUGGUCGCAUGAACAGCUGUUUACCUUUGGUUGGAGAGAAGACAUCCGCCCCGGGGAACCUCUUCACACUAGGAAGUUCUGCUUCGAUACCAUUUCACAGAGUAGCCCUGUCAUACUGUAUGACUGCCAUGGGAUGAAGGGCAACCAGCACUGGAGCUAUCGGAAGGACAAAACUUUGUUCCAUCCAGUAAGCAACGGCUGCAUAGAUUGCAACCCGGCUGAGAAGAAGAUUUUCAUGAACAGAUGUGAUCCUUUAUCUGAAACUCAGCAGUGGAUUUUUGAACAUAUUAAUAUGACUGUUUUAGAAAAAUUUAACAGCAAGGGCAGUUCCUAGGGAAAAAAACAGAUGAUUACAUACAGAUUGCAAACUACAUUUUGGCCAGCAUCUGGGUCGAAGGAGUCAGGAAUUAAAUUUCCUAGAUCCAGGAAGUCUGUUCUGCAGAUUAAGAAAAUGCCACGGCAAAGGCCAAUGGGCUGUCAUUAUGGAUGUACAGUAUCUGAAGAACUUGGCCAAGAGCCUCACCAGAUGCUGC
Alligator sinensis (Chinese alligator) is the source of this 1623-nucleotide messenger RNA. It is a transcript of the gene GALNTL6, whose product is annotated as polypeptide N-acetylgalactosaminyltransferase like 6. The record is from RefSeq and is a predicted model, not a curated record. Gene Ontology annotation, cellular component: Golgi apparatus. NCBI's taxonomy places the organism in Eukaryota, Metazoa, Chordata, Crocodylia, Alligatoridae. The annotation marks the transcript as partial. The transcript is spliced from 10 exons.